AUGGACUUCUUCUCAUCCUCUAAGUGCAAGAGAUCGAAUUCCGAGAUCGAUCUUUUGAAGUUCUACUGGCCAAAGCCAACUGAAACAAAGACUGAAGAAGAAAAGGCUAAACUGCUAACGUUUGAAGAACUGUGCACUGCUUCUGAUUUCCUAAGCGGCCCUCCUCUUCCUCCUGAUGAACACUAUACGGGAGGAUGCCCAUACAAGGAUAGUGUCCCAAAGGGGGCACCUGUGGGCAAAUAUUGUGUUGUGCUUUGUAAGGUGUGUGGCGACAUCUUUGAGGGCUUCUGUUGCGGACGAGAUGAAGGACGUGCGAUUCUUGACCCGUUUCGAUUAUUAGACUCGAGAUGA
Prunus armeniaca (apricot) is the source of this 351-nucleotide messenger RNA. NCBI's taxonomy places the organism in Eukaryota, Viridiplantae, Streptophyta, Magnoliopsida, Rosales, Rosaceae. The record is from the annotation of a GenBank genome assembly.